Molecule: messenger RNA, 1964 nt
Organism: Vespa mandarinia (Asian giant hornet)
Lineage: Eukaryota; Metazoa; Arthropoda; Insecta; Hymenoptera; Vespidae
Product: protein gooseberry
Biological process (GO): regulation of transcription by RNA polymerase II; anatomical structure development
Molecular function (GO): RNA polymerase II cis-regulatory region sequence-specific DNA binding; DNA-binding transcription factor activity, RNA polymerase II-specific
Source: RefSeq, a predicted model, not a curated record
AUUGAUAGAUGGAUGGAUGGAUGGAUGAAUGGAUAAAUAGAUAGAUAGAUAGAUAAAUAGAUUGAUAGAUAAAUAGAUAGAUAGAUAGAGAGAGAGAGAGAGAGAAUCUAAUAAAAAAAAUCAGUGAAGUGAUUUAGUGAAUUCAAGAUUUCGUGGCCGGCGGGCAGGUCCGAAGUAGUCAGUAGUUCGGACUACUUGAAAUGACGGUUACCACUAAUUUCUCGAUGAUGCGACCCUGUUUCACUGGAUACCCAUUUCAAGAUUUAGGAUCAAUACCAGGACAGGGCCGUGUUAAUCAAUUAGGAGGAGUAUUUAUAAACGGUCGGCCAUUACCCAAUCAUAUUCGAUUAAAGAUUGUUGAAAUGGCUGGUGCUGGUAUAAGACCGUGCGUUAUAUCCAGACAGCUGCGUGUUUCGCAUGGAUGCGUUUCGAAGAUUUUAAAUCGAUAUCAGGAAACCGGAAGUAUAAGGCCAGGAGUUAUUGGCGGUAGUAAGCCAAGAGUUGCUACGCCGGAAGUCGAAGCAAGAAUAGAAGAGUACAGACGCGACAACCCUGGUAUAUUUUCAUGGGAGAUAAGAGAUCGAUUGAUUAAGGAAGGAAUUUGCGACAGGACUAGUGCACCAAGUGUAUCAGCAAUAUCCAGGCUUCUUCGCGGACGUGAUCCUGAGGAAGAUACCAAAAUCGGUGAAUUUAAAGCCAGUUCAGGUUCUGAUUGUGAGAGCGAGCCAGGUAUUCCAUUGAAAAGAAAGCAACGACGUAGUCGAACGACUUUUACCGCACAUCAAUUGGACGAAUUAGAACGUGCAUUUGAGAGAACCCAAUAUCCUGAUAUAUAUACGAGAGAAGAAUUAGCACAGAGGACAAAGUUGACGGAGGCAAGGAUCCAAGUUUGGUUUAGCAAUAGACGAGCCAGAUUAAGAAAACAACUGUCUUCUAGUACGUCCGGAGGAUACGUAGGAACCGUCGCUUAUCCUACUGCUUCUUAUGUUCUUCAUCCACCUGCGGCACCGCAUCCACAUGGUGGCGCCGCUGCUGUACCACCGAGUCAUCCUCAUCCACAUCCACAUGGACAGACUCUUCCGGAUGCUGCCUUUUCUUCGAGUCAGGUUCCAGAGAUCUAUUCGUCUCAUCAUGGGAACGGUAUGUCCCAUCAGUUGACGGGUGAUUCAACGAGAUUACCAUCUUCAACGCCAGGUUAUAGUCUUCCAACGUCGGUGACUUAUCCAAGUACAUUGCUUCCACCUACUUCAUCUAGUACGACGGUUCAUAUGAGUCAUCAAGUAUCACCAGUAGUACCACCAGCUACAUCAGCGUAUCAACAACCGGCAACCGGUCAUCAGUUACCACCUACACCAAAUUCAUUGGUAUCCAUGAUGGGACCUAAUUCGGGAAAUUCAGCUAAUUCUACGUCCGAUCAAAUAUCUUCUACAGAUUUACCAUUGACAUCAGCUUCUCCUGUUCAACACCAACAGACAAAUCAAGGAAAUGCUUCACCGUCAUCUUGGAACUUACCUAUAUCGACCUCAUCGAGAGUUGGUUUAUCAAGUCCUCCAAGUACCCUACAACAACCGCAUGCUCAUGGCGCUCAUCCUCAUCAAGCUUUUGCCAGUCAUUACACAGCUCAAACUUUCCAACAGCCACCUAGGCCAGCUCCUCAUCAACCUUUUUACAGUUGGUAUUAAAAACCGGAAGUUAAAACCGAUAAAGAAAUUUUCUAUCAUAUCUCUCACUUCUCCUUGUCUCCAUUUCUCUCUCUCUCUCUCUCUCUCUCUCUCUCUCCCUCUCUCUUACUCUUUCUCUCUCUUUCUCUCCCACUCAUUCUUAUUGUCAAUGAUUAAAUGUAGGCGUUUGAAAAUCUAUGACGAGGGAACAUAAGAGCAAUUCUCUUCGACAAUGCAAAUGAAAUUAUUAUUAUUAUUAUGAUUAAUAUUAUAUUAUUAUUUUCUAAGCAAACGUGUGGUGAG